Sitodiplosis mosellana (orange wheat blossom midge) is the source of this 4545-nucleotide messenger RNA. RefSeq lists its product as uncharacterized. Lineage: Eukaryota; Metazoa; Arthropoda; Insecta; Diptera; Cecidomyiidae. The transcript has 12 exons. The coding region runs from base 1072 to 3384 and encodes 770 amino acids. Gene Ontology annotation, biological process: nervous system process; chemical synaptic transmission; chloride transmembrane transport. Gene Ontology annotation, cellular component: synapse; neuron projection; membrane. The record is from RefSeq and is a predicted model, not a curated record. Gene Ontology annotation, molecular function: neurotransmitter receptor activity; chloride channel activity; transmembrane signaling receptor activity.
AGUUUUUCUUUGCCGCGAUUCAGUUCGUUGUGGAUUUUCAUUCGGUAAACAAUUUGUUCACAGUUGUAGUUCGUGUGCGCUUAGAUUGAAACAUACUAAAAAAAAACAGCACACACAACAUUGACAGUGUUAUAAGACGUAAAUGUUUCGAACAUUUUGUUUAUUUUUAAUUUCAUAAUAAUCUUUUUCUUUCCUCCUUCUUGUGCAACGAUUUUUCCUUUCAUUGUCGUCUAAAUCAAUUUAUGUGAAAAAGAAGGAAACAAUUUGGACACCAAAAUAAAAAAAAAGAGACUUGAAUUAUAAAUCGUAAAACAAAAUAUCGUUAAUUUUGGUCCAAAAACAGAAGAAAAAAAUAUCAUAAACUCAACAAAGACAGAAUCGAAUGGAAUAAAAUAGAGAACGAAUCAAAAUAUUAAUCAUAUAAAAUUCGUUCCAUAAGUCGGUCAACAACUACAAAUUAUAAUUGAAAUAAGUGCACAUGUAUGUGGAAGACGGCACGACGCCACAUUCGGAUUCAUCGACGUCAUCGUGUCAAUCGUUUCGAACAAGCUACAACUACCAAAAUAUCGCAAAUAUCAGACGUUCAUGUGUGAAAUGAAAAACGUCUCAAAUUUUUCGAAAUUCUGCGCGCGCAAUAUAUUCUGUUGAGAGAGAGAGAGAGAGAGAGAGAAUAUAAUUCAUGACGAAGAGGCCACAUAUAAAGUAACUGUUUGAAACAUUGAUGCAUGUGAAGUAGCAAAUCGAAUCAAAUAUCGUCGACAUAAAAUUGUUCUGUUUAUUUUGGAUGCAGUUCAAUUGCGAUUGUGCGACGAUUGAAGCCAAUUGAUUGCUGUUAAAGCAGGCAGGCAGGCAGGCAGGCAGGCAGGCAGGCAGAUCGGCGUUUGUGAAUAAAGGCGGGAAACGGAAAUUUGAAUCGGAAAACGGCGCGCUGUGUAAGCGAAUUAAGCGCCAAUUCGAUCGGAACCAGUGUUUCUGUUGUAGCAGCAAGGAAGUGUGUGCGUAAGAAAGAGAGAGAGAGAGAGAGCAAGAGUUCGAAGGCAUUAUAAAAACGAAAUAAAAAGAUGUCAUAAUAUGGGGUUUGCGUGCAAAAGGGUGCGUCACAAAUCAAGACGAGACUGCGACCAACAAGUGCAACAUCAACACAAGCCAAACGAAGCGAAAGUCGCAUUAAUCGAAAAUUGCGUUGAUCGUUCAUCAAAUUUGAUAAUAUUGCGAAAAUUGAGCCGGCGACAACCUGCCAAAGAUCGAUUCGCCCGGCAAACAAUCAACGAAAUACUGAAUCCAACCAAUACAAUUGCAAAUUCGGCAACAAGAGAUGACGAAGAUGAUAUUGAUAGCAACCCAUUCGAAAUUAUGGACGAUGAAAAAAUGGUUGCAAGUUAUUCAAUCUCAAAAUCGAUUCCAUCAAAUCGACGUCAAUCGCUAACGCCCUUUUUGGAUCAAACGGAACACAAAAUGGAUUCGAACGAACGUCGGAUGAGUUCAUCAUCGUUGUCGACAACAAUGACGACAGCAGCAGCAGCGGCGACGGCGACAGCGAUGGCAAUGAUGACGACAACAACAACGUCGACCACGACCACAACAACAACGACAUCGACAACGAGCGAAAAAGUUCUGUGCCGUUGUGAGUGCGAAAUUCUGUCAAAUUUACGCGCAACAUUUGCUGCUUCGCUUUGGUUUGCCGGCACCAAUGCGAUUUCGCGAUUCAUUCAUAUGAUUAAUUUUAAACGAAAAACUAAUAAUAAUAAUAAUCACCAUCUUCAUCACAUUUUCACAUUGCCUCCGUCACACACCGAACUCGAAACCAUCGCACCCACCAAAACUAAAACAAAUACAACUAAUAACCAAAUGAAAACACAACAUGGACAAAGCAGCGGCGGUAGCAGCAGCAGCAGCAACUUAAAUAAAAGCGUGCACAAUAAAUGCGAUGAAAUUAAAAGUAUUUAUAAUAAAGGUCAUAACAAUAGAAGUAUUAUAACGAGUAGCCAGUGUUUUAUACGACAAUCAGUUUGUUUAUAUGCGGCAUCAGGUUUUCUAAUUGCAUUGUGCUUUUUGGCGAUACCAGCAGCAGCAUCAAUCGAUUCAUUGCAUCCAAUAUUCGCCGAGGGAAAAUCCGAUAAGGAAAUAUUAGAUCAUCUGUUAAAAAAUUCACGUUACGAUAAAAGACUUUUACCUCCAGUUGAUGAUGCCGAUUUUUGCUGUGGUAUGGAUACGCCUGAAAAAGCUAAAAAUGUAUCUGGUUGGCUACCUGGGCGCGCACAAAAUCGUGACACGUUGACUGUUAACGUUAGUGUACUUCUACUUAGCUUAGCGUCUCCGGAUGAAUCGAGUCUGAAAUAUGAAGUCGAAUUUUUAUUGCAACAACAAUGGUACGAUCCGCGACUACGUUAUGCAAAUCAAUCGCAGUAUGAAUAUUUGAAUGCGAUCCACCAUCAUGAAGAGAUAUGGUUGCCUGACACCUACUUUAUAAUGCAUGGUGAUUUUAAGGAUCCAAUUAUCCCGAUGCACUUUGCACUACGAAUUUAUCGGAACGGCACAAUAAACUAUUUGAUGAGACGACAUUUAAUUUUAUCGUGCCAAGGACGCUUGAAUAUAUUUCCAUUUGACGAUCCCUUAUGCUCAUUUGCAUUAGAAAGCAUAUCGUAUGAAUUAUCGCAUAUAACAUAUGUUUGGAAGAACGAUGAGGAUACUUUACGUAAAAGUCCAUCCUUAACAACACUUAAUGCAUAUUUAAUACAAAAUGCAACAACUACGUGCCCGAUUAAGGCUAGCUGGCGAGGUAAUUACAGUUGCCUUAAGGUUGAUCUCAUAUUCACUAGAGACCGAGCUUUUUACUUUACAACCGUAUUCAUUCCGGGCAUAAUUCUGGUUACGUCAUCAUUUAUUACAUUUUGGCUGGAGUGGAAUGCGGUUCCAGCUCGUGUUAUGAUCGGUGUAACGACAAUGUUGAAUUUUUUCACAACAUCCAAUGGUUUCAGAAGUACACUGCCUGUGGUAUCGAACUUAACGGCGAUGAAUGUAUGGGACGGUGUUUGUAUGUGUUUCAUUUACGCAUCGUUGCUUGAAUUCGUUUGCGUUAAUUAUGUUGGCCGUAAGCGUCCGUUGCACAAUGUCGUCUAUCGACCUGGCGAAAAUCCGGUGACACAGGUAAAGUCUCUUUUCAUCUAUCGCUCUCUCGAUCUAUCUAUCUCGGUCUCUCUUUCUAUGUGUUUCUCUUUCUGUUGUUUUUUUUUUUUAAAUUUUUCUAUCAAAUCUCAAAUUUACGUUCAAAAAAUCUCUUUGCUUCCGAUCGUGGAACAUUUUGUUUGUACUUAUUUCCAACGUUAUGCAACAUAUGCUUCAGGAUCUGUUGUAUUUUUGUUUUUUUCUUUCUUUAAAAAAUAACGUUACCGUAACACGAUUCACAUUGCAGUGAAUUAAAAAAAUGCAGAGCCGUGGUCGUGUUCGUGCGCCGUUUGAUGAAAAAACAUAUUAACAUCACGUCAGUGAUGGCGGCAGCGACGAUUGCGGCAAAUUUUGCAUUUGAUUUUUGCUUAUUUUUGUACCAAUGAAUGAAUCUUAUCCCUUCAUGCUUAUUAUUUAUGAUUAACAAUACUUAUACGAACAUGGAUAAGCAUUCAGCUUCUUUUUAAAUAUAUAAAACAUGUGUUUUGUAUUAAUUUAAUUUGAUUUGAUUUUGACUAUGUCGCACAUUCGCCUUGAUUUUCUUUCGUUUGUAUAAUAUAUGCUGUUGUAAAGAAAAGAAGGGGGAAACAAGGUGUAAAGACUAAGCUUGCGGUCAGAACUAACCUACCUCAAGACAUACGCAAUGCAAACACACACUUACUGGAAAUGUGACGAUAAAUAUGUUUCAGUGGGUGAGGUGAUUAUCCUCAUUCUGUGUCGGUGAUGAGGAUAAUUUAUGUGAAAUUGAGGUAGAGACGGAUUUGACAAAAUGAAAACAACAACAUGCCCAUCACACGUUGGGGUAUUUAUUUUGUUCUUUUUUGCUGGUAAAUUUUGAGAUAUUUAUAUGCAUAGGCAUCAAAACCGCCGAACGGCAAAAUGAAACAUUUUUAUAUUUGCGAUUUUACAAAGAAACUGUGUGCUUUUUCGUUUUUGAUUUCGACAAAUUCGACUAAGAAUAAGAAAAUGACACAUGCAAAAUGAAUCAGCACAACUUGAUGUAAAUAAACGUUUAAUGCUAAAAUUAUCAAAGAUAUAUGAAUAUUUGAUUGAAAUAGGAAUGCGAUAAUUCAAGACAAAUUUCUUAAAUGUGACACUUUAAUCAACCUGAGCUAGAGACGGUUUCGUUGAUGAUUUAAUCAUUUAUUUGAAACAAAAAGAAUAUCUAUAUAUAUAUAUAUAUAAAACCAAAAAAGACAUAUUUCUUCUUUUUCUACCUCUUAUAUGUGUUUGUGUGUUUCGUCCGAGCAAUCUAUCACAUUUCGUUUUAUUCAUAUUUACGUAUUUUCAUUCAGUUUAAAAGACAACAACAACAACACAACUCUUUUAGAAAAACAUAUUUUCACAGUAUCCACAUGAAAAAAACAAAAAAACAAAAAA